Molecule: messenger RNA, 1007 nt
Organism: Rubroshorea leprosula
Lineage: Eukaryota; Viridiplantae; Streptophyta; Magnoliopsida; Malvales; Dipterocarpaceae
Source: the annotation of a GenBank genome assembly
ACUAGGGUUUAAGUAGCCCACAAUUUUUCUCUGCGAUUCCAAAUUCCUUCUCUCUACCACUCUGGAAUCAGAACAAACAGGGCAAUUUUCGGAUCGACAUUGAGGGAGUGUUAGAGUUGGAGAUUUCACAUAUUGAGGGUUUAGAUUCAUAUUCUUAGUGACUCAUGGAGACCUUAGAAACAUCUCGAGAGCCCUGCCCUGACCGUAUUCUUGAUGAUAUCGGAGGUGCAUUUGGUAUGGGUGCUAUUGGAGGUGCAGUAUUCCUUUUUUUGAAAGGCAUAUAUAACUCUCCUAGUGGAGCUCGCUUGUUUGUAUGAAUGCCCCUCGAGUUGGUGGUAGUAUGUAGUAUGCUGUUUGGGAUGGUCUUUUCUCCACAUUUGAUUGCACAAUGGUCUACAUGCAAUAAAAAGAGGAUCCAUGGAACUCAAUAAUAGCAUGUGCUGCCACUGGAGGUUUUCUUUCAAUGCGUCAGGGAUUUGGUGCUGCUUCCAGAUCAACAAUCUUUGUUGGUGUUGUGCUUGCUUUGAUUGAAGGAGCAGGCAUCAUGUUGAAUAAGCUUCUUAGUGCACCACAAAAUAUGCCUAUCAUGAUGGAACAGCCAGCACCAAAUGUGGCCGUUAUGCCUGGAAUUCCAAUGUGACAACUGCUAGGUCAAGCCCUAGUAUGGUCAACACCACCGCCAACAUCUCCUGCAUCAUCUUCUUCUUCAUCAUGGUUUGGUGGCCAUUUUGGUGGUGAAAAGAAGCAGGAGACAACAAGUAGUGGAAGUAAGACAGGUUUUGGAAAGCUUUGAUGCUCCUCCAGUGCCAUCAUUUAAAUAUAAUUGAAGUGGAUUCGUUGGCAAGAUAUUGCAUCCUCUUUGUCACUUUUAACAUUGCUUUAUUUACAUUUUCAAAUGCUAGAACUCAAUAGAGGUCAGCCCUUGUGGGGGACCUGGACUUUGUCAUUACAUUUGAUUUAAAAGUUUGCUAUUGCUUGUGUUCUAACAAUAAUUCAUUCAAAUUAAA